CUAGGCCUCGUUCUGCUUAAAUGGCUCAGGCAGUAGCUCACGGUGUGAGAACGCUCGGCGUUUUGGGUGCUGGCCAGAUGGGGCUUGGGAUUGCAUACGUAGCAGCUCUUCGCGCCAAAAUUCCUGUUUUGCUACACGACCGCUCAGACGAACAGAUUGGGAAAGGACUGAAACUCAUGGACAAGCUCUUAGCGAAGGACGUAUCCAAAGGCAAGAUCCAAGAUAUCGACGCCAAAGAGGCACGCGACAGAAUCACCGUAAUAGAUGGUAGCAAAGGCAUUUCAGGUUUGAGGGAUGUCGAUAUGGUCAUUGAGGCAGUUUCGGAGAAGUUGGAUUUGAAGCAAAAUAUAUUUGGAGAUCUAUCUGCACAACUUGGCCCAGAUGCGAUUCUGGCUACGAAUACGUCGUCAAUUUCUAUCACGAAGAUUGCGGCGGCGACUAUUCCACAGGGCCAGACAGCUGCAUCGGAAGCCGGAAAGAAAAGCGCCUCUCGAGUAGUUGGUCUGCAUUUCUUCAACCCAGUUCCUGUCAUGAAACUCGUCGAGAUAAUCUCUGCACUACAAACGUCGCCUCAGACGCUUGACCGUGCAAGGUCAUUUGCCAUUGCGUGCGGGAAAGAAGUGACGACCUCACAGGAUGUCCCAGGUUUCGUCUCGAAUGCUUUGCUGAUGCCGUUCAUCAAUGAGGCCAUCAUGUGGUUAGAGAAGGGCGUCGCUUCUCGAGACGAUAUCGACAAGACCCUGCGAUUGGGCAUGAACCACCCGAUGGGUCCGCUUCAAUUAGCUGACUUCAUCGGUCUCGAUACAUGUCUCGCCAUCCAGCAAACUUUAUACGAGGGUACGGGAGACUCCAAGUACCGCCCCAGUGUCCUCCUGGAGCGUAUGGUCGAUGCACAGUGGUAUGGGAAGAAGAACGGGAAGGGGUUUUACGAGUACAGCGACAGUUGAAGCCGCAAAUUAUCCACAUAUGCUAUGGACCUGUAUAUAUUCGAGGUCAUUCGCGUGAUAAAUCACGACUGAUGCGUUUCGUCCCUGUGUUGCGCGAAGUCCCAGAUAGCAAUGUUGUGAUUACUGUGCAGAAGUUUCAUACGGGGCGGCAUGCAGCGGUUCUUUUUUGAACAGAACUAAUAAACUAAAUAGUGCCACCCUCAGGAAGCGUCCCAAGUCUCUUAUUCCUACUAGUCGUCGGCGCACGAUGUUCAGGCCCUUUCCCGUCCCAUGUCACCCUCACAUACGGCCUGAGCAUGUUCGAAAUAUGUGGCGACACCCAAUCACAUCCCUCAAACGCUACAGAGUCCAUGACACCCUUCCUUGACCGCACGAGCUUGACCAGGUCGAUUACCAGCCUCCCUCCGAGGGAUUUGAUGUCCCGCGUCGUGAUGAUCAGAUUUUUCAAGCGCGGCAAGAGUAUCGUAGCAGUCGCGUCCUCCACCUCGCCACCCACUGAACUGAAUGUAGUAGCCCCAAGGUGGCCGACGACCGGAUGUGAUGAGAUAGGGGCAGAGAUGGCUCGUAGAAGGCUCGAUAGUUCCCAUUGCUCGCCUUUGACGAGCAGGAUUUCGACAUCGUUGAAGCCCGACAGAUCGCGGCGUCCGGUCUCCACUUGCGUGAAAGACUUGUUGGUGAUCGCGAGGAAACGGGUACCGGCGAGCGGAAGCGUAUUGGAGGUGACGAAAAGGGGUUCCCACAUCACUUCGCUCUGUCUCGUAUAGGGUUCCCAAGUAUACCGUAGUUCGAAUAUCGGAGCGCGGGUCGACGAUGGCGAUCCGGGAAAGAUGGGUGAUGGUCCACCGUGAGGGUCGGCCGACCAACCGGUGAUACCGAUUAUGCUCGUGUCGUCUCUGAGGGUGGUAUGUUCGUACGAAACACUCUCGAUGCGGCUGAUUCCGUGCUUGUCGCUUCCACGGACGUGAUCGGCAAUGGAGUCGAGGAGGACGGCGACGACGAGUUCUGCAGUGUUGCCUUGCAUGUAGAGUGGCACCAAAAGGCUUAUGAACGUGGUUUUAGGGAAACGAAGACCAUCGAUGAAGCGAGCGGAGUCGCCGAAACUGUCGCAUUCGAGGAAUAGAGUUUCUAGGUGUGUGAGUUCUAUCGGAGAUACGUCCACGGUGUCGUCUGCGAGGCCCCCGAUGCCUAUGAUGCCGUGCGGGAGAGAGUCGAAGACCUCUUCAUCGUAGAAACCGCAAUAUACAAAUAAACUUUGGAGAUUCGCAGUGUGGCGUAAGACUGCGUGGAGUCUGGAAAGUGUCAGACCACCAUGGACCUGCAAGGACCGAAGGUUGGAGAUGAUGAGGGAUGAAAAUUGGACCUCGAUAUUGGAGCAUAGCGUGAGUUCUUCGAGCCGAGGUGCGACACCGUUAAACAAUUCAUUCGGAAGAGUGAGAUAAUACGGAUCGGUGAAGGUGACGCGUAGAUUCUCGGGAGGUCUGUGGAAAGCGAGGCUUCGCAACAUUGGCGCUGGUUGAUUACGAAUUCCGAGAAGGAAAAUCGACAUAUCGUCGGGACGACCAGUGACAUGAAGUUCUCGUACACGAUGAAGUUGAGACUGGAUGGCUACUCGUGUUCUGGUAGGGUGUCGAGGAAGAGUGAUGUGUACGUCGAUUGGUGCAGGCCCGGACCUCUCGAUGAAGACCGAUGACCAUCGACCUCGUAAAUUAUCAGAGAUCUGACACCAUAGUGCGCCGUACUUGAGGGCAGCCGACCGCCAACUUUGACAGACGUGGGUCACCGCCGCCAAAGUGGGGAGUGACGCUUUUUCCGUGAGUGGCUCGACGUCAUGUCCAUGGUUUCGAGCCGGAUCUGUGCAAUGGAAGAAGACGCUCUCGAGGAUCUCCGUGGGUAGGCGGAAGAUUUGGCUGCGUUGAUGGCGAUCAGUAUAGAAUGCGUGUAACCCAGGGACUGUUGGGUUUUCUGUGGCUGGUUCGAGCUGAGAAGAAGUAUCUCGAACGCCUGCAAAUUUUGCGCUGGCUGCGAGCUGGGUGACCAUCGGUUGAGCCACAGAAACGUGUGGCGUUCGUUCUGAGCCAGUACUCAUCCAAAUCAAGCCCCUAGAACUGGCGAUCUGGCGUAAGCUGAAGCUCGCGUUCU
This is a messenger RNA of Stereum hirsutum FP-91666 SS1, 3086 nucleotides long. RefSeq lists its product as uncharacterized. Bases 21 to 947 code for a protein of 308 amino acids. The record is from RefSeq and is a predicted model, not a curated record. NCBI's taxonomy places the organism in Eukaryota, Fungi, Basidiomycota, Agaricomycetes, Russulales, Stereaceae. Gene Ontology annotation, biological process: fatty acid metabolic process. Gene Ontology annotation, molecular function: oxidoreductase activity, acting on the CH-OH group of donors, NAD or NADP as acceptor; NAD+ binding. The transcript is spliced from 12 exons.